CCCUUGUCGAGAAGUUGACUUUCAUGAACCCGCCCGUACGUUAAAACGUAGUAGUACAAGUGAAACAAAAAGCCAUACGUUUAGUUUUUGUGUGUGAGUGUGUGUGUGUGUGAGUGUGUGUGGCUUUCCUUUUACUCUCCUGUUUAAUUAUAGUGACUCCUGAUUUUCAAUUUAAUGGGACAUGAUUAUCCUGUAGGGAACUUAAAUAUCAAAAAUAAACUACAAACACAAACAAUACUCCCAAUUGAUCAGCUGGACACAGUUAUCCACUUGGGAUCUUCAGUAUCAAAUUGAGUCAUAACAAAGCUCCCCAUUGGAUAAUCGUGUCCACUAGGGCAAACGUCAGAAGUCACUAUACUUCUAUGGGAAUGUAAGUGCCCUACACGUGUGCCGUAUGGUGUCGUGGUUUAGUUUUAGACGUGAUCUACGAGCAGAAUAUUUUGAAAAGAAGAUUGAUACAGUUUCAUUAUAAAGUUCGAAAAUAAGGUGUGGUUGUAGUUGGUGUCUUCGUUUGGAAUGACAGACAAUGUGUUGCUUGGAGAGCUCAAUGCUCAUCUUUCGAAUUUUAGUUAUUUAGAAGGAUAUAUUCCCACAAAAAUUGAUGCCACCAUCUUCUUCUUACUUUCUAAACAUCCAAGUUUUAGAUCUCGGAGGCAGAAUUGGCCCCAUUUACAGAGAUGGUUUUUACAUAUAUCAAGUUUUACUGAUGAAGAAAUAAAUAAUUUUCCUCUACCUGCUAGUCAUCUUAUAAAAAUGAAUCUAAUUGAUAGGCUGUCAAAGGUGUUAACAAUGGGUAGUAGCAAUAUUAGUGCAUCUGAAAAGUUAGAAUUGAUACAACGCAAUCUUCAAGAAACUCUUGGAGAAGAUAAAUUGAAGGGUGUUCUAAAAGAACGUGAUGUUCGAAUCUAUUGGGGAACUGCUACAACCGGUCGACCACAUGUAGCAUAUUUUGUACCUAUGUCUAAGAUUGCAGAUUUUUUAAAAGCUGGUUGUGAAGUUACCAUUUUAUUUGCUGAUUUACAUGCUUAUUUAGACAAUAUGAAAGCACCAUGGGAAUUGCUGGCAUUACGAGCCAAAUAUUAUGAACAUAUUAUUAAGGAAAUGUUAAGGUCCAUUGGGGUCCCUCUUGAGAAAUUAAAAUUUGUGAAAGGAUCUGAUUAUCAACUUUCAAAAGAAUACACGCUGGAUGUGUACAAGUUAAGUUCUCUUGUAACAGAGCAUGAUGCUAAGAAGGCAGGUGCGGAAGUUGUGAAACAGGUUGAUCAUCCUCUCUUAUCUGGCUUGUUAUACCCUGGAUUGCAAGCUUUGGAUGAAGAAUACUUGCAUGUCGAUGCACAAUUUGGUGGUGUUGAUCAACGAAAAAUAUUUACUUUUGCUGAAAAAUACCUUCCUCAAUUAGGGUAUGCUAAACGAAUUCAUCUAAUGAAUCCAAUGGUACCUGGAUUAGCAGGUGGUAAGAUGUCCUCUUCUGAAGAAGAUAGUAAAAUAGAUCUUUUGGACUCAGCAUCAACAGUGAAAAAGAAACUCAAGAAAGCCUUUUGUGAACCAGGAAAUGUGAAGGAUAAUGGUGUCCUUGCAUUUGUGAAACAUGUUUUAUUUCCACUUUUCCAGGGCAAAGAAGAUUUUGUAGUACCAAGAGCCGAAGCACAUGGUGGAAACAUUUCAUUUACCUCCUAUUUGAGCUUAGAAACAGCAUUUGGUAAAGAAGAAAUUCAUCCUGGAGACUUAAAAAAUGGUGUUGAAUUUUAUCUCAAUCGUUUGCUGGAUCCUAUUCGCAAAGCCUUUGAGCAACCCGAAUUGAAAAAACUUGCUCAAAUGGCUUAUCCUCCACAGAAUAAGACAGUAGUAGAUGAAGUAGCUCCUCAUCGCCUUGAUAUCCGAGUUGGGAAGAUUGUUGAAGUAUCUCAGCAUCCUGAUGCAGAUGCUCUCUAUGUCGAGAAAAUUGAUCUUGGAGAAAAUGAGCCACGAACUGUAGUAAGUGGUUUAGUGAAUUAUAUUCCUUUGGAGGAAAUGCAAAAUCGAAUGGUUGUUGUGCUUUGCAACCUUAAACCUGCAAAAAUGAGAGGCAUAGAAUCUUCAGGAAUGGUGUUAUGUGCUUCACAAGAUGAGCCAAAAGCGGUUGAGCCAUUGCUUCCUCCAAAGGAUGCAGUGCCUGGUGAUCGGGUGAUGGUUGAAGGUUAUGAAACAGGAACACCAGAUGAUACAUUAAAUCCCAAAAAGAAAGUGUGGGAGAAACUGCAGGUUGAUUUGAAGACAAAUUCAAGUUGUGAAGCUGUGUGGCAAAAUAAUUCUCUUUUCACCAAUUCAGGAAAAAUAUUAUCUAAAACCUUGAAGAAUUGCCCUAUUAAAUAAUGCAUCUGUUAUGGAUUGUGAAAUAAAUGUCAUUGGUCUGACUUUGAAUUAUACUUUGUGAAAUGUAAAUGCUGAAAUUAUUUCUGUACAGUUCAUCUGAAAUAAUUCUGCUGUUGAAAAAUUAUUUAAUACACAUGUAAUUUUUAAACACUAGUGAAAUUGAUAAAGCAAUUCAAAUUUUCUUUUUUUAAAUUACCUCUGAAAUACUAGAACCAAGAGUUGUUAAUGCACACUUGUAUGUAAAUAUUAAACAGUGUUUUCUGAGAAAUAUGACUUGGAUGGGAGAUCAUUAAGGUGGGCAUGCUUAAGCAGUCUCAAAACAAAGAAUGUCAGUUUGAUCUUGUCUUGGGCAUGGAUGUAUUGUAACUGCUUUCCCAACCCCCAUGUAUCACCUUUCAACCAUCAUCCUUAUUUUCUUGGAGGCCUGGUGGCUGAUGCAGGGGCUUGGGGCAUUGUGUCUUGUGUGUGGCAUGCUGGUAUAGUUACAGAAUCACCAACAUCUAUCUGACCAUCACUUAUUCUACCUU
This is a messenger RNA of Gryllus bimaculatus (two-spotted cricket), 2879 nucleotides long. Lineage: Eukaryota; Metazoa; Arthropoda; Insecta; Orthoptera; Gryllidae. The record is from the annotation of a GenBank genome assembly.